AAGUCGACAGUUGUUCUCCCUCCAGUGUGCGCUAUGUGGAUUUACGCCUACCUCUGCUUGCCCACCGUCGUGUCGGCUUCUUUUAUGCGUCCAACCACCUCGGCCAACCAUCUGGAGUUUUACAAAGAAAUGACCUACCCCUGGGUUGACAAGGAGGCUCCCAUAUGCUCCAACCAAACACUAUGCCCUCGAAACCCCAACUACACCUGGGACGAUUACCUCGAUUGCCUCCUCAAUAAGGGCGUCAAGAAUUUCGUGCUCGGCGGCCUCAUGAUGGUGGGGAGUGACAUCUGGUUCGUCAUCGAGUUCAAAUCACCGAGCCGAUGGAGUAAAUCUGGGUUCAUGGCUCUGAGGGAGAAAGUACGAGCUCGAGGUGGCAGGAUACUGGGUGACGUGAUCGAUGCGCAAUACGGGUAUGGCGAGCCUUUCAACAAGACGCGCUUUCGCCAGAAUGCUGCCAAGUUCGUGGAGUACUUCCCCGUCGACGGCUUCAGGAUAGCGGAUUUCCUCCCCUAUUCUGAUCAGACCCCCCAACAUGUGAAGGAGGCCUUGGAGGCUAUCAAUGAACUGAAGUUGAUUUCUUCAAUCCGGUUGACGCCUGAGAAGUUAGAUGUGUUCGCGAAGGCCAAAUUGGGAGGGAUCGCCGAUACCACCUUCGUUUCAUUAUGGCCACGAUAUGAUGACAAAAACGAUACGGCCGCGUUCAACACGGACGCAUUUGCCAAGCAAACCAUCCUAAACGCCUCGGCGGCUGGCGUGGAUCUCGGCAAAAUUGUUCUACAAGUGCCUCUUCUGGCUCGAGCUACCUAUGAUUCUGCCGAUGUCGGUUACUCGUCUAUGAUAUACGGAUUCCAUCAGGACCCACAGGGCAACGGCAGAUACCACAACAAGAAUGGGGACUACUUCUUCUUUUCGCAGCCACGUGCUGUCGACAAGAUCAAGGUGGCUCACGAGCAUGGGCUCCAUGGUAUUUCGUUGCAACAAUCACUACCAGACCAAGCACGGGCUGAUCUCUUUCCGUGGGAUAACAAUUCUCUUUUCCAUGCGCUUGUCGAAAACAUGUAG
Molecule: messenger RNA, 1065 nt
Organism: Perkinsus marinus ATCC 50983
Lineage: Eukaryota; Perkinsozoa; Perkinsida; Perkinsidae
Exons: 3
Coding region: 34-1065 (343 amino acids)
Source: RefSeq, a predicted model, not a curated record